Messenger RNA from Lactuca virosa, 483 nucleotides. The record is from the annotation of a GenBank genome assembly. NCBI's taxonomy places the organism in Eukaryota, Viridiplantae, Streptophyta, Magnoliopsida, Asterales, Asteraceae.
AUGGAGUUCAGGAAGUGCUCCAUUGAAGGAAUUUCUUAUGGUGGUGAUGUAAAUGCAAUUGUUCGUGUUGCUUCUCACAUAAUGAAUAUUAAUAUCGAGAACUACCGUUUCAAUCUAGAUGGUGAGGAUUUCGAGCCUCGUGAUAGUAUUGAGAUGCAUGAAAUUUGUCCCGAUCAAGAUAACGAAGUAAAGAACAGUAUCUUUGAUGAUGCAAAAACUAUGAGAAAUCUUGGUUCAGGUGCUAUAAAAGGUUUUAAUUUUAGAGAUGAUAGAUUGAUGAAUAAAAUGUGGGUUCAUGGAUCGAAUGUCUGGGAUAUGAUGAUGUUCUUCAGAGUCAUGGCUUUAUGUCAUACAGGUAUACCAAUCGAAAAUGGAGAAGAAACAGGAAGCCAUAAACUCAAAUAUGAAGCAGAAUCUCCCGAAGAAGUGACCUUUCUGAUUGCAGCCCAAGAAUUUGGUUUCCAGUUUUGCAAAAGAACUUAG